CGAUUCAAUACAAGAAGUGAGUAUUGGAAUGAUUGGGAAAUGGGGUGAUACGAUGAAGAUGCAAAGACGACAUUGGACGACCUUGCUCGAAGUGAUCGCUUUGGGUGGAUUGGAUGAGAUGGGAGAAGUGAAAGAUGGAAGACAGAAGCUGAAUGGGGAUGAACUGCCGAAUGAGAGGAAUUACACAUACGUACAAUCGACAUCAGCUUCAAUCGCAUCAGAGAAUUAUCUCAUCACUCCUACCACCAACACAAAAGACUCGACUUGAAGGACGAAAUACUGACCUAUAUCUCUCAUUCCACACCUUCCAGUAUAUCACCAUGGCAUCGGUGUCCAACAAGAUCUACCGCACGGGCAAUGCACCAGCUGGUCCCCCAUCCGAAAUCGAAACAACUGUUGCACAAGCCCUUUUGGACUUGGAAGCCAACGUUGCUGACUUAAAGGCAGAAUUGCGCCCUUUGCAAAUCUCAGCCGUCAAAGAGGUUGAUGUUAAAGGAGGAAAGAAGGCAAUCGUCAUCUUUGUCCCUGUUCCUCAAUUGAAGGCAUUCCACAAAAUUCAACAAAGACUCGUUCGUGAAUUGGAAAAGAAAUUCUCUGACCGCCAUGUCGUUUUCGUCGGACAACGCCGUAUCUUGCCCAAACCAGGACGUUCAUCCCGUGUUAAGCAACCCCGUCCCCGUAGCCGUACAUUGACAGCCGUUCACGACUCCAUCUUGGAAGAUUUGGUCUUCCCAACAGAAAUUACAGGAAAGCGUGUCCGUGUUGCAACUGACGGUAACAAGCUCAUCAAAUGCUUCCUCGACUCCAAGGAUUCCACCAGCCUUGAAUACAAAUUGGACAGCUUUGCAGGCGUUUACCGUAAAUUGACCGGAAAGGAUGUUUCAUUCAUGUUCCGUGACGCUGACGGUGUCUAAUUGUAUCUCGACAAGGAUCAAGAAGGACGAACAGAGGGGGGCGGUGCUUUGAAUUGCAACGAAGGAAGUGAUCGUUGCAUUUUUUAAAGCAAAAAUAUGGUUUUGGCAUUCAUAGAAUGUACUUUACCUUGUAAAAAUGUUAUUAUCCAAUAAACAAUGAUGGUGAGAAAGCGAUCUCGUUUAUUGGCGUAUGGCAGUAUUUUCACAUACACACACACG
Molecule: messenger RNA, 1133 nt
Organism: Meira miltonrushii
Lineage: Eukaryota; Fungi; Basidiomycota; Exobasidiomycetes; Exobasidiales; Brachybasidiaceae
Product: putative 40S ribosomal protein S7
Exons: 1
Coding region: 321-914 (197 amino acids)
Biological process (GO): rRNA processing; ribosomal small subunit biogenesis; translation
Cellular component (GO): cytosolic small ribosomal subunit; ribosome; small-subunit processome
Molecular function (GO): structural constituent of ribosome
Source: RefSeq, a predicted model, not a curated record